Messenger RNA from Aspergillus nidulans FGSC A4, 2208 nucleotides. RefSeq lists its product as uncharacterized. Gene Ontology annotation, molecular function: GTP binding. The coding region runs from base 1 to 1953 and encodes 650 amino acids. The transcript is spliced from 3 exons. Lineage: Eukaryota; Fungi; Ascomycota; Eurotiomycetes; Eurotiales; Aspergillaceae. The record is from RefSeq and is a predicted model, not a curated record.
AUGAGACCGCCUGUCCCAGAGAUCAUUCCCCCGCGAUCUCGCAAGUCGUCGCUUGAACAUCAGCAGUGGAUUGACCCCCGCAGUACCACUCCAUCCACCUUCUUCCUGGCCCGCAGUCAGCGCUCCGAUGAGCGCGAGCACUCGCCGGCCGAGUCUGAAGGUCUGCGGGAUAGCAUGUAUGGCAUCCAAAGUUUUGAUGGGACAACAUCCACUGCCUCGAGCGUAGCUGUUACGCUACCGGACCUCGACGCCUCGUCCAUCAGCAAGCCUGUUUCCAGCUCUGCUUCCCCCGCGCCCCCACCGCAAUGGAACAACAAUUUGGAAGAAGCGGACGAUGCUAGCUCAAAUGCUCGUCAGAGUCCAACACUCAAGGACCUUGAUUCUAUCCAAAUCCCCAGGCUAGAAGCAUCGUUUCAUCCAUCUAAUUUAACAUCACCUCGACCCUUGACUCCGCUCAACUACUUAAAUUCCGAAGAUCAGUCGUCCCUCCCAAGCAGUCCCAAAUCCAUCACCAACCAGUCCACGAGACAUUUUGACGAGAUAUCUAUUACAGAUGAUCUCAGUAGCCAGGCUGUCGCUUCCGGCGAUGAAGAAGAGGAUCCCCGCCCACCACUCAAUCCAAACUCCGACUCGACGUCACAACUUAUUAUGCCGAGUAUCACUAUACCUAGUCGGAGACCCUUCACAGAGAAAGGCAAAGCCCUUGGUCGGAUGAAACUACUCUUGGCAGGUGCAGCUGACCUAGAAGACUCUCGUGUUCUUCGAAGGCGAAAGAGCUCAGGCGAAGUCGUCCUUGAGCGCAAUAUUUGCUUCGUCGAUGUCCAAGGGCACCGAUUGAGCCAAGCUGGACAAAUUGACACCGUUAUUAAAUAUAUCAGUCAACAGCUCUCUCGUGCUGUGUCAGCCCUCGAAUCAACAAAUGCCGAUUUCCAGAACAUGUUAGCUGGUAAUGGAGGGUCACAGGUGGACGCUGUCCUAUACCUCAUAUCGCACGAUAAGCUUCAUUCUGAUGUCGAGUGCAUCAGCAAACUCAGCACCUGGACCAACGUUAUACCCCUCAUAGCCAAGUCAGACUUACUGACCCGUCAUCAAAUCAUUAAUCUCAGAAACUCCUUUAACGAGAAAGCUCAGGCUGCUUCUUUAAGGACUUUUCACCUUAAUGCUUCGGAUAUAGAUGAACAACCUUUCGCAGUUUCGUCCGCCAAGUCAAAUGAUGAUUCCAUCAUGGAUGCUAGCACGCUGAUGAAUCCGGACUAUAUGCAACCACUAGUUGCCUCUGACCUUACAGCUUUAGUCCAGAGCCUCUUCGAUCGCGAGACCAUGGCCUGGAUUCGGCACUCUGCUGCCAAGAAGCUUGCACAACGGCAAAGGGAUAUCUUGUCCCGCCGAAGAAACCCUCUACAAGACGAGGCUUUAUCAUUUGCAUCCAGUGCGUAUGGUAUAGAACCUAGUUAUGCGAUGGCUCGGGUGUCAGAUCAUUCUAGACACGAGGAGAAGCGUGCCCGAAUUCAAUUGGCAAAAUGGGCAUCAGACCUGCAACAAAGUCUUCAAAACGAACGAGAACGAUAUGCAGCAUUGGCAAGGAACGAGCGAGCUGUCUGGUUGACUGAGCGCCUAGGAGAAUGUGUUGUAGAUGGUUCUCUUGUUCCGGUCACGCAAACGCCCGGGUUCUGCGGGCUUCACAUGCCGUCCGACAAGCCGGGUAGAAGUCUUCUCGUCCAAACCAGAAGCGGCCAGCGUGUUGAGUAUCACAUUGCUAACGUCAGCUCUCUUGACCCCCUCGGAGUUGUGCGGUGGUUGGAUGACCUUAAACAACGAGGUUGGGCAAUCGUUCAGAUCGUGGGGAGUUUCGGCGUUGUUGGAGGACUAGCUCUUUGGCUCGCAAAGACUUGGGGUUUGUCUUCGCGAAGUUUCUCAGAAUGGCGAUUCGAUUGGUAUUGUACCAGCGACUAGCCGCCGCCUUAAACCAAAGCCAUUUACCAAUCUAGCUUUACCGUCUGGCUUUGAUUAUCACCUUUCAUGCAACUUACUAUUUCCAUUCUUUCAAGUAUGCCAUGGCGUACACGAUGACUGAGCUAUAUCCUUACGACAACCCGUUUAUUUAUUGCACUGUUUACCAACUAUUCUGGGCUGGCGUCUGAUGGCUGUGGGCAAGACACGAUACCAUGCAUCUUCAGGUAGCUUACUUCAUAACUGGCGUUUCUCAGU